AUAAAUGUCUACAGAUUUAUAUGCUUAUGAACAUAAUUUAAAAAAUGGAAUCCAGAUAUAAAAUUAUUUUAUUAUAUUUCAAUAUUUCAUAUAUGUUUGGGUAUCAUAUGUAUUCUCUUCACUUUUACACAAACAACUAAGAGGUCAUUGCUCUAAGGAGAGCCAAAAGCUGGUCCAGAAAAUUAAUCAGAGGAACAAGAAGCUGUGGUCCAACUUUUACCACUACAGUUCAAUCAGGAGACAGAGAAUAUGCAUCUGUGAUAAGAGGAACAGUGACGAAGACGGCGAUGAAAGUGGAACAGGGAACGCCAUUGGGAGAGGAGAGAGAGAGAGAGCGAGAGAGAGCUAUAGAGAAAGGACACGACAGUGAAAGUGGAUCAAUACGCAGUUAACGUUUCGCCAGGCAACGUGCAGCCAGAGUUCUGCUUGAUAUUCGUGUUUUUGUCAAAGAACAGAGAGUUAUUAGUGCAGCAAAUAGACUUUGUGCAGUGUCAUCAUCAUAAAUUGUCUUGUUACACUACAUUACUUCAUUAUUAAUAUUGUGUCGUUAAUUUAUACUCCAUUUCUUACUCAAUGUUUCUUAUCAAAUGCAUACAAGCUCUGAAUACAUUUGUAGGAUUGUUGUUAUUAGCUUGAAUUGUUUUAACGCGUGUUGAGUCAUGAGUACCUAUGGUGCAGUGUCAUCAGUGAUAAUGUUUAACGUAAGGACCUAUGAGUGACUGUUAGCAAUGAUUUCUGAGAGGCUGGAUAGGUAGUCACAGUGAUGAUAAUUGAAGAUUAAAUGUAGAAAUGGAAAGCUUCAAGUUCUGGGGCUGCAUAAUGGUAUGUGGUAGUUUUGCAUUGUAAAGGGAGAACCAGUCAUGUAUCUUUCCUAUUUUGUACACAAAGUCACCUUCAAGUCAGAUUUACGGUGCUUCCGUUUCUUCCGUUGGACCAUUCUAGUGCCUCCCGUUAUUUAUUUGUCCCUGCUCUUCUUCAAGUACAACAGAAACGUGCCCCUAAGGAGUCUGACGUCCACCACCGCUGUACAAGAUAACAAAGGAUUCAUGAUUGAGAGUCUUUUCAUAGAGCUGGAAGCAGUGACGGCCGGCAAGAGGGAUUUGGAACAUUAUAAAGAAAUUGAUAAGAAUAUCAAGGACGUGGAGGAGGCAAAGAAUCAGGAGAAUCCAAGAACUUUGCUGGAGAAUAUCUUUCAAAGAGCUGAUACUGAUCAGGAUCAAUUGUUGGACAUCCAAGAAUUGGCUAGAUGGAUUCAUACGAAAAUUACCGAGCAUAUCAGCCGAGCCAUGAAAGAGAAUGUUGGUUUAUUUACCGCUAUAGAUAAUAAUCCGCGGAAUGGCGAGAUCUCAUGGGAAGAGUAUCACGCGCACUUUCUCAGGUCCCACGGAUUUCCCGAAAGCUAUGUGAGCUCGCAUGACAAGAAACACAGUGAUAUGUCGCGUACCUUAAAAGAGAGUAUAAUGAGAGACAGAGCUAGAUGGGCGGAAGCGGCAAGAAAUGAUCCGGAGAGAUUGACACUCGACGAGUUUCUGGCUUUCACCCACCCUGAGAGCAGUCAUAGGGCCUUACUGCAAAUGGUGGAAGAUCUAUUUGAGAAGUUUGACCGCGAUGGGAAUGAACAGUUGACAGAAGAUGAAUUCUCGGAUUUACCCUCAGAAGGGAUGGGUCUGGACUUGAAGGAAGACAAACGAGAAGCGGUAGGCGGAAGUGACGACAGGCGGAAGGAGUUCAGACAUCUUAUUGACAAGAACAAAAAUGGAAAAGCCGAUAGAAUAGAAAUUCUGUUGUAUAUAGACCCAAGAAAUCCAAGGCACGCGAUACAAGAAGCCCAACAUUUAAUAAGUGUGUCAGAUACGAAUCUCGACGAGAAAUUGAACCUAUUCGAGAUUCUGAGCAAAAUGGACCUGUUCCUGGGUAGUAAAAUGGUAGACACGGAAAGAAGUUUCCACGACGAGUUUUAAUUGCUCAAGAUUGAAAAAAGAGACUCUAAAGC
Bombus huntii is the source of this 1993-nucleotide messenger RNA. It is a transcript of the gene myd, whose product is annotated as 45 kDa calcium-binding protein. The record is from RefSeq and is a predicted model, not a curated record. NCBI's taxonomy places the organism in Eukaryota, Metazoa, Arthropoda, Insecta, Hymenoptera, Apidae. The coding region runs from base 861 to 1961 and encodes 366 amino acids. Gene Ontology annotation, biological process: calcium-ion regulated exocytosis. Gene Ontology annotation, molecular function: calcium ion binding. Gene Ontology annotation, cellular component: endoplasmic reticulum. The transcript has 5 exons.